AUGCAGGUUUUCGCGACGUUCGUUGUAGCGAUGUUGUUCAUGUCCGCGCCCACAGUACAAGCUGAAAACUGCACCACUCAAGCGAUCAACGACGUGCUUCAGCCGAUGACAUCAGACCCUAACUACAUCGCGUGCCAGUCAGACAGCAACUACACGCUGCAGUCGCUUGCUGGUCCCUCGCUCAAGCAGAUCCGGGCAUUCUGCUCGAGCUCUGCUUGCCAGACUCUGCUAAAUAACAUGCAGGCGUCGGGUAUCCUGCCAGACUGUAACGUGGCUACUGGCAACCAUCCUCUCAGUCUGACGGAUGCCGUAGUUCUUGUAUCUUCCAAGUGUGUGCCAUCACCUGCUCCGUUGAAGCUUCAAGAGCGGGUUGUCGACAAUAGCGACGUCGACAGCAAAGCGAAACGUAUCUCAGGCCACAUCUCUUCUGCAUUAAGCCACUCAGCUCCAAUGGAUGACGUCGGCGGAGUGGCUGGGGCUCUUCUAUCUCUACUGCGCCGAUAAACACCAAGCUAGAUGUUGAAGUUGUCCACAAAAGUAUUCCCGUCCUGUUAAUGCGAAUAUUUACGUAUUUCACUGUACAUCCCUGUCAAAGUUCCA
This is a messenger RNA of Phytophthora nicotianae INRA-310, 600 nucleotides long. RefSeq lists its product as hypothetical. Bases 1 to 504 code for a protein of 167 amino acids. Gene Ontology annotation, cellular component: extracellular region. Lineage: Eukaryota; Oomycota; Peronosporomycetes; Peronosporales; Peronosporaceae. The transcript has a single exon. The record is from RefSeq and is a predicted model, not a curated record.